Molecule: messenger RNA, 2019 nt
Organism: Physella acuta
Lineage: Eukaryota; Metazoa; Mollusca; Gastropoda; Physidae
Product: arpin
Biological process (GO): negative regulation of actin nucleation
Source: RefSeq, a predicted model, not a curated record
UGAAAGCGAAAUCUCACAGACUAUCCAGGUUUUUAAUUUUAUGGGAACAAAAAGUCUCUCGUUAAUUUGGCCUAUUAAAAUAGAAAUUUCAAGAGCAAAGAGUAAGCUUACAAGUACAACAUGAGUCGAAUGUAUGAUAAUAAACCCCUGACCAAUCUCCCUUUACACUCAGUGAAAUGGAAAGGACAGUGGAACCAUUCGGAUUGGAAACAUUCUAUGGAAAAACCUGGAGUUUUGCUGGAAGGUAAAGUAAUCAGCCAGGCCAGGAUUAGCAUUUCCAAUUCAGAAGAAAGGGCUGUGUCAGACAAGACGAGGUACUUCAUAUUGUUCCUAAGAAUAGAAAAAGCACACAAAAGGAAGUUUGAUGCAACAGGGAAGGAGCAGGAGCCAAACUUUAGUGAAACAACCAAAGUGUCCACUGGUUUUCUCAACUCUUCUUAUGAUGUCAGACAGAAGGGAAGUUCAGACAGACUUUCAGUUGAUGAAGUCAAGUCAUUAACUCAGAAUCCACAAAUAAAUGCUAUGUUAAAUGAUGUCUUGUCUAAAGAUUCUAGUGGAGACAUUUACUUUUUACUGAAGGAAGAAGAAAGGGACAAAAUAGAAAUUCUUAAUGAAACCUUUGUUAGAAUCAAAACAGCAGGAAACAGUCCGCUAAUUGAAAGUCUGGUCUUAUGUGACACUGUUACAGCUGCAAAAGGAAACUUUGUUGGUGAUGAAAAAAUGGGGGAUAAUUGGACAGAUAAAAUCAUGAAGAUGAAAUCAACAUCGAAUGAACAGCAAGAAAGUAAAGAAUCAGAAGUGGCAGAUGAGGAGUGGGAUGAUUGAGAAACAAACAAUGGAUUGCCUACCUUGAAAUGAUAGUACUUUGACAAUAAUCACUUAUGUGCUGCCGCUUUUUAAAAAUUAGUCCUUCAAUAAAUUAUGGACUAACUUAUUAUGCAAGCUGAUAUCUAUCUCAUUGCCAUUGCUUUAAGCAUCCAACAGAUUAAGAAAUGAAUUAAUUCAAUUUCUUUAGUAAGCUUAAAGUCAGCAUUAAAUUCUUAGCUCAAUAACAAUGCUUUAAGAAAAGAAAUAAUAUUAAACUUGGGGCAAAAACAGAUUUUCAAAAAAAACAUUAUGUUUAAGAUUUUGAAUAUUGAUAAGGUGUAAACAUUAGCAUUUAAAGUGAAUAUUUUUUUCACUGAAAUGUAGAAAUAUAAACUGUUAUUUGUCUCGUACAAGAAUAAAAAUCAUGAACAGGAAUACAAAUUAAAAACAGUAGGCUAUUGAAACAUUCCUCAUUAACACAUGAAGGAAAUGAUUUGAAUGUAAUAUGUAUUAUACUGUUCAAGAAAGUAUUGUAAAUAAUAAAUCUGGUUAAAAACUAAACCUGUGAUGACCUGAUGCAAGCUUUCCUUUACCAAUCAUGUAUAGGUGUAAUUAAAAAAUUAUAAUAAUUGUAAUUUUUUACACUAUAGAACAAAUUUUUAAAACUGUAGGAAAAUGAAGUUAAAAAAGAAGGGAAACUGUCAACACAGUGAGACAAAAGAAGUUGCCAAAUGCUGCAAAUAGUCAUAAGGCUGAGUUAUUUUAACAUAAUGGAGAGUUGGAUGCUUUGUUUUGUUAAUGUUUAAAAAUUGCUAAUGAAGUAUGAAAUAGUAUUAUAUUUUAAAGUAUAUUUAAGUCUGGUCAUUUGCUUUGGUUUCGAAUGUGUUUCUUACAGCAAGCUUUGUUUCUCAAAAUCUGGAUACCAAACCUAAUAAAAGCAUUUAAUUGUAUUAUCCUGUUAAAUAUUGAAAAAGCAUUUAUUCUUAAACAUAAACAAAAUAAAACAUUUUACCCUAUUUAUAUUGGCAACAAUAUAGCCCAUACCAGUGCACAAGUGAUUGAAUAUCAGAUACAUUCUUAUAUUAUUGUCUUUUGUCAAUAACACACUCAUCACAUAUCAAUUAUUUCAUAUUUUUCCUUGUCUGUUUUUUUUAAAAUUGUAAAUUCUUUAUUGAUACAACAUAUUAAAUUGUACAAAAAACAAAUAAAAAC